AUGGCAGAGAAGAUCCUGGUGACUGGUGGAGCUGGCUACAUUGGCAGUCACUGUGUGCUGGAGCUGGUGGAGGCUGGCUAUGUCCCCGUGGUCAUAGACAACUUUCACAAUGCCAUCCGAGGGGCAGAUGCGCUCCCUGAGAGCCUUCAGCGUGUGCAGCAGAUCGUGCACCAGCCCAUCCUCUUCCAGGAGCUGGAUAUCACUGAUGAGGCAGCGCUGCAGGAGCUAUUCAGUAAGCACCGUUUCUCAGCUGUGAUGCACUUUGCGGGGCUGAAGGCAGUGGGGGAGUCUGUGCAGAAGCCCCUGGACUACUACAGGGUGAACCUCACUGGGACCAUCCGGCUGCUGGAGACCAUGAAAGCCCACGGCGUGAGGAACAUCGUCUUCAGCAGCUCUGCAACUGUCUACGGAGACCCUAAGUACCUGCCCCUGGAUGAGAACCACCCCGUUGGAGGCUGCACCAACCCCUACGGCAAAUCCAAGUACUUCAUCGAAGAGAUGAUUCGAGAUCUCUGCAAAGCAGAGAGGGACUGGAAUGCCAUUCUCCUGCGCUAUUUCAACCCCAUUGGUGCCCAUGAGUCAGGCAUGAUCGGAGAAGAUCCUCAGGGGAUUCCAAACAACCUUAUGCCCUAUGUGGCGCAGGUGGCAGUGGGGCGCCGGGAAUUCCUGAGCGUGUUUGGGAACGACUACAAGACAGACGAUGGGACGGGCGUCAGGGAUUACAUCCACGUUGUGGAUUUAGCCAAGGGCCAUAUCGCUGCUUUGAAGAAGCUCAAGGAGAACUGCGGCUGCAAGAUCUACAAUCUCGGUACAGGCACUGGCUACUCCGUCCUGCAGAUGGUCCGGGCCAUGGAAAAAGCCUCAGGGAGGGAGAUCAAGUACAAGAUUACGGGCCGGCGGGAGGGAGAUGUGGCCUCCUGCUAUGCCAACCCGGCGCUGGCUGAGCGUGAGCUGGGCUGGAAAGCUGCCUUUGGCCUCGACAAGAUGUGCGAGGACCUGUGGCGGUGGCAGCUGCAGAAUCCCACAGGCUUCGGCAAGAACUGAGCUGAGGCCUUAGGGCUCGCGAGGGUGCCGUGGGCUGCUCCAGGCCAGCCCUACCUGCCUCCCCCCCACGGCUCCAGCGAAGCUGUGAUCAUCCUGGGUGC
This is a messenger RNA of Gavia stellata (red-throated loon), 1145 nucleotides long. RefSeq names its product UDP-galactose-4-epimerase (gene GALE). Gene Ontology annotation, cellular component: cytosol. Bases 1 to 1044 code for a protein of 347 amino acids. Gene Ontology annotation, biological process: beta-D-galactose catabolic process via UDP-galactose, Leloir pathway. Lineage: Eukaryota; Metazoa; Chordata; Aves; Gaviiformes; Gaviidae. Gene Ontology annotation, molecular function: UDP-glucose 4-epimerase activity. The record is from RefSeq and is a predicted model, not a curated record. The transcript is spliced from 10 exons.